Messenger RNA from Cyclospora cayetanensis, 1740 nucleotides. RefSeq lists its product as uncharacterized. The transcript has 12 exons. Bases 1 to 1740 code for a protein of 579 amino acids. Gene Ontology annotation, molecular function: protein binding. NCBI's taxonomy places the organism in Eukaryota, Apicomplexa, Conoidasida, Eucoccidiorida, Eimeriidae. The record is from RefSeq and is a predicted model, not a curated record.
AUGGAUAGGGGCCCAUCUCAGUGGCGCUUGCAACUGCCGCCUAAUCUCCAAAAAGAGUGUACAGAAGCAUCAGAGGAGUCCUCCGCUAUACCUGCCCGCGCUCGCAGGAGGUGGAGCUCUGUGAUGGGUGUACGCCCCCCCGUGGUGCAAAUGGUCGACGGGUUACCCCUUAAUUUGAGAGGCCCCUCCUCACAGAUUGAGGAUAGGGGUUUAGGGACCUCCGAGCGGCCCACUCGGGCUCCUCUAGGAGACGCCAAACUCUGUGAAAUAGAGGUACUGCAGGCUGGAUGCUGCACUGUGCGAUUCGAUACGAUGCGGCAGCUCGUAGACCAGCUGAACGAGAAGGGGCUGCUCCAGAAGUAUGCAAGGCUUAGCCCUGCGCUCCCACUCGCUGAAAAGAAACAACCGGAAGCGAGUUGCCAAGCUGUUUUAAUUGAGGCCUCACCUAUCGUAGACUCAAUCCCUAAAAUCUUGGCGUAUUCCUGGUGUGCGGCUGCUCAGUCAGAGGUUUACUGCGAGGUAGAGCUCCUGUCGUUUGUUCCUUUUAAGUCCUACGUGUCAAUUGGUGUUGCCACUGCCCCAUACCCCCAGAACCAUCUCCCUGGCCUCCUUCCGGGCUCUUGCGCCCUUCUUUCCACUGGACAAGUGUGUGUGGGCAGCCAGCAUUCGGCAGCGGAUGGGCAGGUUUUAAUGGAGGGUGACGUGAUCGGCUGCUUGUUCUGCCGUAGAUCGGGGAAAAUUCUUUUCUUUUUAAAUGGAAUACCCGAAUGGGAGGUGAGGUGUCCAGAUAUACUGCUCCCGGAGUCAGCGGCCGAGCUCUCCCCACGAGGCGAUUUACGCACCAGAAAUUUUGGGGGGGCCGCACAGGGCGAUCUCACGACGGAUACAGGCUCGAUAGACAUGUACAUCACGUUAGGCGUCUUAGGAAAGGGAGAGCUGGAGAUUAAUUUUGGUGGGAAAGCCUUUAAUUUAACGGGCGAGAUUACCAAGGUGUCGAAAGGAGCGGUGCAAUCGACAGCACCCAUCGCUGCAAGGGCAUUUGGAUACCGGCUCGCCAAAUUCCAUGUCAUGCUCGAUGAGUUGAAACUCUUUUAUGCGUGCUUUAACCCUCCCAUGGUUCCCAAGGCGAAGGGGAUGGAGUUUAAUGCGGAGCUCAAAGAGGCACACGGGAAAGACCUAACAGACGUCAGACAGCAGGCUAGGGACAUUAACAAACGGAAGCUGGUGAACUUCUUCAGGCAGCAUGAUAUUCAGCGGUUGUCCCAAGUUGACCGCAUCUUUGAAGACUUUGAUGGAGACUCUUGGCGGUUAAAUGAAUUCCUAAGGAAGAACUACGGGGUGGACAUGACGAACUGCUCUGUCAGACGCAAGCAGAGUGUAGAGGCAAUGUUGGUGGAUUAUUUCAAGUUGAUGAAACGGCGCCAAGACUCCCUCAAACUGGAAAUGCAGGAUAACGAGGCACUAGGGAAUAUGAGAGGGCAGGAUAGCGACAUACAUGCUGAAGCGGCUGCUGCAGGAUUCGGCAGCAGUGCAGCAAGUGAUUCGCAGGCUGCCCUUUUUCGAGCAGUGGCGGAUCAGGCCCUGUUCAAACCUGCAAUGGUUGACACCUUUCUGCGAGAAAGAUACAAGUCGGGAAUCAACAUCCUUUUAAAGGUCAACUUCCACUGUAGAGACGCCUCUCUUAGCCACAAUCCCGCAUUGUUUGCGGUACCCAGUCUAGCCAGCCCUCCAAAAAGUUAA